AUGGAGUCACCGUCGCCGGUUUCCGGCCCUGAAGCAGAGGUUACGUCGGCGUAUCACGCGGAAGAGGAGGACCAAACCAUCCGGACAUGCUCCCGCGGGAGCCGUUCUCAUGGGGAGACUCCGGCCAACACCUCGCCAGGCGAUACCCGGUCGAUGGCGCCACGGCAGGAGGCACAGGCGUCCGCUUUUUCAUUGACAAAACGCCCCUUAGCGCGGCCUGCAUUGCGGCCGUACGAGAUCCUUGUCACUAGGCGCCUUCCCCUGGUUGUGUACUUCAAGCGUUGCAUGCAGCUCCUUCACAGCGGACUGGAUGUCUCACAGCAAAAGCACGCAAAUGCCUUCAUCUCGGGAACAAAGGACGCGCAGCUGCAAAAACAAUUCGCGCCCCGUUUUCCAUUCAUUAUUCUUCGGGGCGCCGGAGGCUGUAUGCGCACAGCGAUUUGGCUCGCGCAGGAUGUCGUCAAGGCGCUGGGUGGAAUGACAACCUGCCACGCGGGGAAGCACGGCGCUGCUUCCAAUGCUAGGAGUUACUUGCCUUGUCUCGAGAUCGACACCUAUACAGUGGAGUGCUCUGACACAGCCUGGACGCUUGUCGAAGAGGAAGAAGACGAUCCAUGUUCCGCGUCUGGAACUUUCGAUUGCGGCACGAGGCAUCUGAUAGCGAAUUCAACUCUUGCGGCCGCCAAGGCCGCUGCUGAUCGAAUAUCAGCGGCCGGCAUGGUCCUCUGCCAAUACAGCGACACCUGCGGUGCCGCAGUAUUGCUGCUGGCGGACCCCGGAUUCUAUGACGUGUUUAUAAAUUAG
Besnoitia besnoiti is the source of this 804-nucleotide messenger RNA. RefSeq lists its product as uncharacterized. Bases 1 to 804 code for a protein of 267 amino acids. The record is from RefSeq and is a predicted model, not a curated record. NCBI's taxonomy places the organism in Eukaryota, Apicomplexa, Conoidasida, Eucoccidiorida, Sarcocystidae. The transcript is spliced from 2 exons.